Nipponia nippon (crested ibis) is the source of this 2139-nucleotide messenger RNA. NCBI's taxonomy places the organism in Eukaryota, Metazoa, Chordata, Aves, Pelecaniformes, Threskiornithidae. The record is from RefSeq and is a predicted model, not a curated record.
AUGCUUCGGGCCUUCAGCUACGUGACUGAUCACACUGGCUUCUGUGGUACUAUCAAAAACUCACCGAGUGACUUUGUAGUGACGGAAAUCGAGAUGCCUGAACACUUACUUAGGGAUACCCGGGCUGAAUCACUUCAGAAAACCAGUGAAGCACCGCUAGAACAAAAUAGCCCAGGCCUGCAGCAAGCCAAAAAGCUGAGAAGGGAAUCUCCCGGUCCAUGUGCUGAGGGCUGUUGUGGUGGUACGCCCAGUCCUUCGGAGCAUGACCCAAGCCGGGCAGGAGGUGACUGUUCUGCAUCCCCUAACAAAAACCCACAUGAGGGUGAACCUGAACUGAAAUCUGGUGUAUUGGAUUCCUUACUAGGCAAGCCCAUGAGUGAACUGCUUAAUAAGUUUGCUUGUGAUCUGAAGAAUGCAUGGGACUUGGAAAAUAAUGCCGAUGCUGGCACUAGGGAGUUCUCACUGGGACCUAUAUUAGACAAGAAAAAUCGAGCUGAUUUACACAGUGCUGUUAGGCAGAAAUUCCCCUUUCUAGUCACUCUUACAAAAGACAAUGAAAUGAUUGUAAAAGGAAAUGCUGAUUACAGAGAACUUUGUCAGUUAGUGACUGAAAAGGAAACAAGUGAUUUCUUUAAAUUUUUAGAUGCAAAGCUAGAAAAUUCUACAUUUUCUUUUGAGCCCGAUGGAAACAAAGAGCACAGAAAAGUAGUCCACCACUUUAUCAAUAGAAAAUUUGGAAAACUUCUAGAAACAAAGUCUUUUACUGUGACAGAUGUCAAUGAUCAGCCAAAUAUGUCAAUAAUGGUACGAUUUCGAGAAAAAAGUUGGUCCAGAAAAAGGUCUGCUGGUGGUUUCCAGGAAAAACAAGAUCUUUAUACAGCUUUCACCCUUCAGAAAGAAAAUCUAGAAACACUGGAAGCAAUCGGCUUCUUGGCUGCUGAGCUUGGUGUUCUUCCUUCAGACUUCAGUUACGCUGGCAUCAAAGAUAAGAAGGCUAUUACUUACCAACCUAUGGUUGUGAAGAAGGUGACUCCUGAGAGGUUGAAAGAAAUUGGAAGCAAAAUGGAAAAAAAGGGCAUGAGAAUACACAACAUCCAUUCAGCAUGCCAGCACCUUAGGCUUGGUCAGCUGAAGGGCAAUCGCUUUGAUAUAGUUGUGAGAGAUCUCAAACACCACAGUCAUGACUCUUCUGCAGACUUGAAAGAGAGAAUAUCUGAAGCAAUGGAAAACGUUGAGACAAAAGGUUUUGUAAAUUACUACGGACCUCAGCGAUUUGGACAAGGACAAAACAUUCAGACAGAUCAAAUAGGAUUGGCUUUACUGAAUGAAAAAAUGGUGAAAGCUGUGAAGUUAUUCUUCACACCCGAAGAUACUGAUGACCCUGUAAACAAUGCAAAAAGAUACUUUCUUCAAACUGAAGAUGCAAAGGGUGCACUUGUGAUGCUGCCAGAAUUUAAAGUGAGAGAGAAGAUGUUGCUACGAGCUUUAAAUCGCUACGGUGUAAAUCAUGAAGGUUGUACCAAAGGAUGGCUCAAUAUUCCUCAUUCCAUGCGCGUAUUCUAUGUCCAUGCUUAUUGCAGUAAAAUUUGGAAUGAAGCAGCAUCAUAUAGACUGAAGAUCUACGGUUCAAAAGUUGUUGAGGGUGAUCUUGUCUUCUCAGAAGAAAAUGAUGAAAGUGUUUCCCUGAAUGACAAGGUUCAUGUAGUCACUGCUGCAGAAGAGUCAGCUAACAAAUACUCUAUAAACCAAGUGGUUCUUCCAAUGGUGGGACACAGUAUCAAGUAUCCCAGUAAUAAAGUUGGGCAAUGGUACCAUGAAAGGCUUUCUAAGGAUGAGCUGCAGAUGUGCAAAUUCAGAGUGCCUCCAUUACAGCUGAAUAUACCUGGAUGCUACAGACCCAUUUUGAAAAAUGUUCAGAAUCUGUCAUAUUUUUUGGAAGACAGUGAAAAAGGAAUUGAAAUUGAAGACAACCAUCUGAAUGAAUCAAAAGUCUCUCUUCAUAUAUCAUUUGACCUUGAUCCUUCAUGUUAUGCAACAGUCUGUCUGAGAGAAAUAAUGAAAUGUGACUUUUAAGAUUCCAGUUAAUGAAGGAUUGCAGGAGUAUUAUACAAUGGUGAUAUUUUAUGUAUAAUGCCAAGA